UACAAAGCUUCACGAUAUGAUUGAAAGAAGGUAAAAAAAACGAUCGAAUUCCUUUUCAUUGCCCUAAAAGGGAGAAAGAAAAUAUUGCAGGUUAUUCGACAAUGAAAUCGAUAAAAAAAAACUCUGAAAUUGAAAAGCCGAAGAAUAAAGCUACUGCGAGAACACGACACGCUACCCUGAUACGUUAUGAGAGGCUGCUUGGAACAAUCGAAACUACCGGAGUAUUAAAGAUAACGAUCGCUUUAAUAAAAACACGAAGUACGAGUGUAAUCGACAUGGAAUAAAAUAGUGCGUUGCUACCCUGCAAUCGCUCGUGUUUGUCACUUAUGGUAGUCGCUGGUAACGCUUUUUGCCGUACGGAUGAAUCUUCUCAGUGGAACGCCACAAAUCUUUCUGUGAACACUCGAGUCAGUGCAACUUUUAUAAUAAUCCUUGAGACAUCAUGGACAAGUUCCGCUUUUGGCUGAUCGUGUUGUUUCUACGAUUCGGAGGGAUGACACUCGUGAGUGGAAAAGGAUUGCCGCUGUUUGCUAGAACGCCUGAUCUCGCCGGAAUAACGGGAAAAAUCAUCAGUAAUUGCUAUAGCGAGCGAGUUAAGGAAAUCGGUUUGGCCGGUACAUUUUCCGAUUCGUUUUUCACCACCGUGACGUCAGGCAUUUAUCCAUUCAGUACAGUUUUGUUGAACGACGACACUAAUGAUCGUUCACCACAAAACGGUGAAGUGCCGUUAAUGAUGCGCUACAAAUUACAACUCUUCGCGGUCGCGGUAACGUCAUCUUCCGAGCUCAAAGAGACUCUCGUUCGGAUAAGCAAUUCCAGGUGGUGGAAUCACAUGGCUAAAUUUUAUAUAUUUGACUCGGGAAACAAAGUCCGAUGUUCGGAGGCUUUUGAGGUUUUGUGGACAGCGUGGAAGAUGCAUAUACUCGCAGCGAAAUUUAUUUGCAAUGACGAUAAGAAAGGGCCAUUGAUUUACAUGUUCAAUCCUUACACGAAUAACGCCGGAGAUGAUUGGAAAUUGGAGCGCAUCUACGAUGGUGUUAACAACCAUCCAUGGGCUCUGUUCGUACGAAAAUGUCAUGCAAAUGUCAACAUUUGCCAAAAUGUCGAUUUUGACCAAACGAGGAAUCCCGGUGGAUACGAAUUUCGAGUAACGUCUGGAACCAACUACAUCUUACCGAAUCACACUUCAACUGGCCAAUAUUCUAAGGCCAAGUAUUCCAACUACUUGCUCCACAUGAUAUCUCGGCACAUGAAAGUAACAUUGCAAUUUGUUUUGCACGAGGAGAAUACAACAUUAGGGUUCGUCGAUCAUAAUGGCAAAGGUCACGGUAUGAUACAAGACCUGAUUGAAGGACGAAGCGACAUAUUUUUCUAUGUUGUACCGGUAACAAGCUUCCCAGAAUUACCAGGGUCUUCGUGCGUAUCCGUACAGUUUUACGCAAUGACUCAAUACACCGGUUACCCCUCCCAAUGGGAAAAAUUUAUUUCGGCAAUCGAUCGUCCUUCAAGAAUUGGACUGUACAUCGUGAUCCUCGCGAAUUUCAUUUUUUUCAAGUACGCUUUUCGACAAUCAUUUAUGAUAGCUUUUCUUAACACAAUUCGGAUAAUCUGCAACUCUUGCCUCGUCAAGCUUCCCGGCAAAAUGGGUUUGAGAAUUUAUCUCGCAUGUUUGUUCCUAUUCUUCAUAGUUAUUCAGGCAUUGUACCAGGGUGAACUUGCUGCUCGAUUGACGAACCACGAACGCUAUCCGAACAUAAAUAAUGAACGUGAUUUAUUAGAAUCUUCUUACUUUAUUUAUGUAUCAGAACGAUAUGCCUCUGUUUUCAAUGCAAUCGCUUACAAAGAUCGUUUUGUGCAGCUGGAAAACGCCGAUUCUUGUUUAAAUUACGCUCUACACAACUCAUCGAUCGCUUGCGUCAAUCGGAAAGAACUUUUAAUGAACCCUGCCAUCGAACAUAAGCUUCAUGUAUCGAAAAACCCGAUCGCACAAUUUCAGAUGAAAUUUCCAAUUGGGAAAAACCUACCUUUGGAAGAAAAACUUAAUCGAUUGUUAUUGAAUUACAUGAAAUCCGGCAUUCCCGAUUAUAUCGUGGAAACUUGUUUUACUGACGAAAUGCAUACUUUGGAUGUCAAUGAAAACGGAAUUGACGAUGGAAGUUUCAAAGUCAUAAUGCUCCGGGAUUUGGACUUUGCAUUUUUCAUUAUUCCAUUUGGAUUGACAUGUGCGACCAUAGUUUUUCUCAUUGAGUUGUAUGUAGCACGGAAUCGUCCGUCACGUAAGAGAAAACGAGUCCGUUUAGCAUGGCAUUGAAUCACGAAAUCGUAAUCCAGUUGAGAAGUGUAAGAUUAUUUAGCCUUGUGAGUUCGUUUUGUCGAAAAGCAAUGUAUGAAAAUGUUUGCACCGUAACAAAGCCUUCACGAAAGUAGUACGAAGGAAAAAAGUUCUAUUCAAAUUUAGCAUUCAACAUAGCACAUUAUCUGCUAUGUCUGUAAUUACUGUUACACGUAAUUAGUCGAUAGUUCAAUUUACGAUAUUGUUAUUUGCAAUGAAUUGAAAAGUUGGUAAUCUCGUCCAUUUUGAGAUUAUUCCAAUUAAUAUUUGAAUGAUAACUUUUACAAUAUUCAAAAAUGUGAUAUUACACGGAGAGACUUUUAUAGUAAAAAUUACCGUGUUUUUAUAGUAACGUCGAACC
Messenger RNA from Venturia canescens, 2693 nucleotides. RefSeq lists its product as uncharacterized. The coding region runs from base 443 to 2311 and encodes 622 amino acids. The record is from RefSeq and is a predicted model, not a curated record. NCBI's taxonomy places the organism in Eukaryota, Metazoa, Arthropoda, Insecta, Hymenoptera, Ichneumonidae. The transcript is spliced from 3 exons.